Molecule: messenger RNA, 2570 nt
Organism: Quercus robur (English oak)
Lineage: Eukaryota; Viridiplantae; Streptophyta; Magnoliopsida; Fagales; Fagaceae
Exons: 18
Coding region: 34-2187 (717 amino acids)
Biological process (GO): proteolysis
Molecular function (GO): serine-type peptidase activity
Source: RefSeq, a predicted model, not a curated record
AAAAUUUGGACUAUGGUCUAUACUCAAUAGUCCAUGGCACUGCUCUCUUCUAUAUUCCCUCACAUUCGCUUCUCCUCUCAUUAUUAUUCUUCCACACUCCAUUCCAACUUCAAGUCUAUUCACAUCGCUCGAACACUCGUAUCUGCCAUCUCCACUCCAACAAUGUCCUCUUCUUCUGAAGUUUCCAAAACCGCAGCUCCUUAUGGAUCGUGGAAGUCGCCGAUCACCUCCGACGUCGUUUCCGGCUCCUCCAAACGACUCGGCGGCACCGCCGUUGACUCCCUCGGCCGCCUCAUCUGGCUCGAGUCUCGCCCCACCGAAUCAGGGCGUUCGGUUCUGGUGAGAGAGGCGGAGAAAGCUGGGAAAGAAUCGGUGGAUAUAACGCCGAAGGAGUUUGGAGUUCGGACUUUGGCUCAGGAAUAUGGCGGUGGCGCUUUCCGUGUUUUUGGUGAUACUGUCGUUUUCUCCAACUACAAGGACCAAAGGCUCUACAAGCAGUCUUUGGAUUCUAAAGAUUCUUCUCCUGUACCACUUACCCCGGACUAUGGCGAACCGCUAGUAAGCUAUGCAGAUGGAGUCUUUGAUGCACGCUUUAAUUGUUAUGUCACUGUACAGGAAGAUCGUCGUGAAAAUAAAUUGAAUCCAUCCACGACAAUUGUAGCAAUAGGGCUUGGCAACAAGGAUAUUCAGGAGUCAGAAGUAUUAAUUGGUGGAAAUGACUUCUACGCUUUCCCACGUUUGGACUCGAAGGGUGAAAAAAUAGCAUGGAUUGAAUGGAGUCACCCUAACAUGCCAUGGGAUAGAACAGAACUCUGGGUUGGAUAUAUUUCUGAAACUGGAGAGGUCUACAAACGCAUCUGUGUCGCUGGCUCUGAUUCUACGCUUGUGGAGUCUCCAACUGAACCCAAGUGGUCCCCUGAUGGUGAACUAUUUUUUAUUACUGAUAGGAAAAAUGGGUUUUGGAAUAUCUACAAAUGGAUUGAGUCUGAGAAUGAGGUAGUAGCUGUUUAUACAGUGGAUGCUGAAUUUUCCGGACCUUUAUGGGUAUUUGGCUUGAAUUCUUAUGAAUUCAUUCAGAGCAAUGAAAAGAAAAAUUUAAUUGCUUGUAGCUACAGGCAGAAUGGGAGGUCAUAUCUUGGAAUUCUUGAUUUUGUUCAAGGCUCGUUAUCUCUGCUUGAUAUUCCUUUCACAGAUAUAGAUAAUAUUACUUCAGGAAAUCAUUGCCUAUAUGUGGAGGGAGCAUCUGCUGUAAAUCCAUCAUCAGUAGCAAAAGUGAUUCUAGAUGAACAUAAAUCUAAGGCAGUUGAAUUUGAGAUUAUUUGGAGUUCUUCACCUGAUAGUUUAAAAUACAAGUCCUACUUUAGCUUGCCUGAGUUAAUUGAAUUCCCAACUGAAGUGCCUGGUCAAAAUGCCUAUGCAUUCUUUUAUCCACCAACGAAUCCCGUGUACCAAGGCAGUCAGGGAGAAAAGCCCCCAUUGUUAUUGAAAAGCCAUGGAGGCCCCACAGCUGAAACUCGUGGAAUGUUAAAUCUGAGUAUUCAGUACUGGACUAGUCGAGGUUGGGCAUUUGCUGACGUCAAUUAUGGUGGAAGCACUGGCUAUGGCAGAGAAUAUCGAGAUCGGCUUUUGGGACGCUGGGGAAUUGUUGAUGUCAAUGACUGUUGUAGUUGUGCUAAAUUUUUGGUGGACUCGGGAAAGGUAGAUGGGGAACGGCUAUGUAUCACUGGGGGUUCUGCUGGUGGAUAUACAACCUUAGCUGCUCUUGCUUUUAAAGAAACGUUUAAGGCAGGAGCUUCCUUGUAUGGUGUAGCUGACUUAGGCUUGUUGAGAGCAGAAACUCACAAGUUUGAAUCUCAUUAUAUUGAUAAUCUUGUUGGAAAUGAAAAGGAUUACUUUGAGAGGUCUCCGAUCAAUUUUGUUGAUAAGUUUUCCUGCCCUAUAAUUUUAUUCCAAGGAUUGGAGGACAAGGUUGUUCCUCCUGAUCAAGCUCGUAAGAUUUACCGGGCAUUGAAAGAAAAAGGUCUACCAGUUGCCCUUGUAGAGUAUGAAGGAGAACAACAUGGUUUCCGCAAGGCUGAGAACAUUAAGUUCACACUAGAACAACAAAUGGUUUUCUUUGCACGACUGGUUGGACACUUUGAUGUUGCAGACGAGAUUAAUCCGAUCAAAGUUGAUAACUUUGACUGAGCUCUUAGUGAAAAGGUACUUUAUUCUGGAAUAUUUGGCAUUUGCUUUUUAUGUCAUAAGCUUACUGGCCAAGUGUUUGUAGUGCCAUCUGACAAGAGCAAUCAAUUUGUUGGUUUCAAUAAAAGCUUCUGGAUCUGCUAUAAGUUUGGGUGAUCGUGAGGUAGCCACAUCAACAUGCAAUACCUUUAUCUUGAUAUAUAGUAAUUCUGAAAACUUAAGAAAUCUGCUUAGACAUGUUGUCUUAUAAUUUUAAAUGAGCAGAUAGAGAUUAUUGUUCCUGGUGAAUCAUAUGGCAUAUUUACUUGAAUGCCUAAUACAUAGUUGGAUUUUACUUUGAUAUGAUGUUGAAUUAUUCAGUAAAUUACUUUCCAUUAGAAUGGACA